GCACUUAUUUUUAUGACCUAGUGCCGUACGCCAUUAUUGUUCAUUUGUUGGUGGGCGAGGUUGUUGUCAAAAUGGGAAAGCAUAAGUUCAAGACGCGUUGUUAUUUAGAUAUAAAGAUUGAUUCGCAGCCAGUUGGUCGUAUAGUUUUCGAAUUGUUCAAUGAUAUCUGCCCAAAAGCUGCUGAGAAUUUUAAAAAGUUGUGUCAAGGUGUUUGUGGCCUAGGUCUGAAGACAGGGAAGCCAUUAACCUACCAAGGAAGCGUCUUCCAUCGAGUUAUAAAGGGUUUUAUGGUACAAGGUGGUGAUUUCAGUAAUAAGGAUGGAACUGGGGGUGAAUCAAUAUACGGUGGCACUUUUGCUGAUGAAUGCCUUACAACCGAACAUGACCGGCCGUUUUUGCUUUCUAUGGCAAACAGAGGGCCUAACACUAAUGGCUCUCAAUUCUUCAUUACGACUGCUCCUGCUCCCCACCUAAAUGGAAAACAUGUGGUGUUCGGACACGUUAUAUCAGGAGAGGAUGUUGUCAGGAAGAUCGAAGCUGUUCCAAUAUCUGACACUAAAGCCCAUCGCCCAGUAAAGUCGAUUGUGAUUGAGUCUUGCGGUGAACUUAUUCCUGUUAAGAAAAGUAAGGUAAUAGGCGAGGAGAAGAAGUCGAAAAAAGCCAAGAAGGCAAAGAAGAAGAAACGGAAAUUAAGUGAAGGUGAGGAGUUUUCUGAUAGUGAAAGUGGCAUGGAUAACGAAUGCAGUGUCCGCAAAGAAGAAAUACCGGAAGUACCGCCACCGAAAUUUCUGUAUCGUGGAAACUACGAAGAGGAUCAGCUAGAACUUCAAAAGAAAGUGAAUCUUAGUCCAAGACACGAUAUAGACAGCCGUGAAAGUGCUCGUAGUCGGUACCAAGAGGAUCGUUCAGGUCGAGUAAUCAAAGGGCGCGGACGAAUCUGUUACCAGAGCCCAAAUUCUCGUUCAGGAAGUCCUGGACGCAGCACCACCCCACCCCACUGGCGCCAAGCAAGUUCUCAUACCCAGAGAUUAGACCAAGAUGAAUGGAAACAAUGGAAUGAACGAAGAAAUCACGAACAAAUAAACAACUUACAGAGAAGGGUAUCGUCAUCCCGUUCAUCACGUGGAAGUAGGCAGGAUCCGCUGUCUCCAUCCAUAGCUGCUAGUCGUAAUAGAAACCCAAGUGCUUCGCCAUCAUCUGUUGUUAUAGCCAAUACUGGUGUUUCUGGUAGUUUAAGAGAUAUUGAUUCUUCCGAGAAAGAAUUUUCAAUGGACCAACGAGAUGAUCAUAAACAACGUUCUCCCAGUCAUUCACCAUCACUAGAUCAUCGAGUAUUAGUAAAUGAUUCCAAGGUAGUGGAAAAUGGUUCCUCACCAACACAGAAUAAUCUGUCACCGGUCUCAAUUGGACCGAAAAAGCUUUAUACCGAGUUCGAGGGUAAACCCGAUGAUCCGAGUGACAGGCGUUAUGUUAGAUCUCCCGAAAAUAUACGUCAGACGUCAGUGUCUGAGGAUUUAUUUGGUAAAGACCGGCGUGCAAACCAACGUUUAUCAGAAAUAGACGAUGAAUAUAUGGUAGAUAUCGAUGAAGAUGCUAAGUUUAAAACUCUUCCGACCACUACUCAUGAACAGUCUCCAAAACUCUCUAAAUUUUCAGAAUAUUCGACCAUUAAGUCAAAUGACGUAUCCAAGAGAGACUUAGGUGACUCGCCCAAAGUGUAUCAUACCAAUCAGUCCCCUAGGAAGUGUUCUGGAUCUCCAAAUUUAAAAUCCCCACAACAGAUACUUAUCUCCCCAGUUAAUUCAUGUGCUUCUGGUCAACAGCAAAAAUACCAAUCAAAAUCCCCUGUUCUUAUGCUUUCACCGAAGCUUCCUACAUCUUUUGAAAAUCAAGCUCCUAUUGACCAACCUAUUAUAAUUUCACCAUCUCGUAUCCCUUACCCAUCCCCCCUGUCAGGUUCCGGUUCCAAUAAUCGGAUGCCAUCACCACCCUGUGAGAAUGCCCGCAUAUCUUCACCUCCGGAUCUCUCAAAUCGAAACCAAGUUUCUCAUGAACUUUCUAGAAUACCAACACCAUCACAACCAGAUAACAAAGAACAGGGUAAAGUGUUUUCAGAAGAAACAGAUCUACAUAAACUGGAGGAGAUUCCGUCACCUGAAAAACCUAGGAAACAACCCUCACCCUCACAUUCAGACAGACAAUUAAAGGUGACUCGUGGCUCCCGUUCUGCUUCCCGAAGUUCUACGUUAGGUUCUAGAUCAAAUUCUAGUUGUGAAUCUGACAGCUCUAGGUCUUGUUCUCGUUCACACUCCCAAACAAGCCCCAAAAAACGACGCCGACGAACCCCUCGUAGUCCUCCACCUCAUCUUGUUGAGAAGUGGAAAAUGCGUCGUGAAAUGCUAAACCAGAAGCGCCGCGUUGUACCACCGUCUGUAGCAGCUUAUGCGCCGUCUGGAUCAUCGGAAGAUCGUCUUCGUGGCAUUGAAAGACGUCAUUUAUCGGGAAGAAGUACCCACAUACAUUCUCGAUCACCAUCACGUUCCAUCCCAAGCCGUCGACGAAGUCGAUCCUCAAGUUCACGCUCUAAAUCAGGCUCAUACACACAUAGCCGUACGAAGUUAAAUGUUAGACGUGGUUCUCCUGAAGCAGAAAGUCUUCGCAGUCGAAAAAGAAGUCCAAGUCGCGACAGAAAGAUAUCGCGUUCAAGAUCACAUAGCCGCUCGCCUCCAAAAAGUUUUGGGUUGAAGCACAGAGGCACUUCACCAAGUAAACCUAUCAUAGUAAUAACUAAGAAAAGUCAGACUACACAAAAACCCACGAAAAUUGUUACAGAAGAUCCAUCCACUGAAGUAAGCUACAUUUCCGGGGAUUUCUCUUAAAAAAUGUAAUUGUCUUUUACUGCAGAGUAAUUGUUAAACGUUGGAAAUGAUUUUAAAUCGACACAUUUUUAGGGGAAAUUGUCUCAUCGAAUUAUGCAACCUAUCCAGACUUUCUCUGCAAAAUAUUUCAUUUCAUAGGACUCAUGCUUCCGUGAAUCUUAUUUGGGUUCAGAAUUUCUGAAUUUGAUAUGGAGAUAUGUCAAAAAAUUAUCUCAGGAUCACAAUGGAACGUUAUUAAUCUGGGCUUUUAUAAAUAGUGUUAUAUGAUUCCAUGUACAAUCAGUUUCAGCACAAUUUAAAAUACCAUCUGACUAUACAGAUACUGAUUCCAGUGAAACUACGUUACUUCAUGUGUAUUAAAUUUCUCAGGUACUCAAAAAACAUCCAAAAUAUUUACAUUUUUUAGGAUUUAAUUGAACAACUGAGCACAAGUUAACAGUUUUACUUAUUUAUAUUUUCGUUCUUAAGAAUGCUGUUACAACCAGUAAGUGGGAGAAUUCUCCUCAAAUCCUAGAGAAAAAUACAAAUCAACAUCUAGGUCCAUGGACUAACAAACAUUGGGAAACAGGCGAUAAGGUUGAACUUGAUGAGUCUGUAAAAAAAGACGAGAAAAAAUUAGCCACUGCAAAAACCCAAGGUCCAAAUAGUAUUUCAAUUCUACAGAGACUUCGUGUAAUACAAGAGGAUUCUUCUAAGAACGAAGUACAUUUAAAUAAAGAUGAAAAUUCUCCCGCUGCUGUCAUUGAUAAUAAGGAAAAACUAGAAAACUCAGUUGCUGCUUCUAAUGAAACUACGUCUAUCCCAACUGUGCCAACUAUGAUCAAACCCCAAGUUCCUCCAAUAUCUAAAAAUCAAGUCAAAAAACCAGCUGCAAUCAGAGGAAGGUCUCAUUCAUCCAGUUCUAGUUCUGCUUCUUCAUCUUCCUCAUCUGGAUCCUCUUCAAGAAGUUCCAGCAGACCUAAGCGUUCUCGUAAAAGAUGUCGGUCCAUAAGCUCAUCAGCACGCAAAAUACAAAGGAGUGACUUUUCGGACUCCAGAAGCAGGGGUAGGGGUAGUCGUGGACGCUACUCUCCAGUUAGUCGUUCAUACUAUACAAGAUCACGUUCUCGUUCAUUUUCAACAAGAGCUUCGACAAAUUGGGGCACACGUACCAGCUAUCCAAGUCGUAAUCGUUCUUGGUCUAGGUCUCGUUCCAGAUCGUUUUCCAGAGACUCUCGAUCUCAUAGCUCGAGUGCUCGUCGUCAUAAACGUCGUCACAGGAGAACACGUCGUGGGAGGAACUCUAGUCGUAGUUGGUCAUCGUCAAGAAGUUCUAGUAGAUCUAUAAGACGGCGCUAACUGUAAUAUUCUCAUAUGAAAACGCCUUGUUCAGUCCUUUGUUUUAAAUGUAUUUAUUCAUGAUAU
Molecule: messenger RNA, 4283 nt
Organism: Schistosoma bovis
Lineage: Eukaryota; Metazoa; Platyhelminthes; Trematoda; Strigeidida; Schistosomatidae
Source: the annotation of a GenBank genome assembly